AUGUUCCUGAGCCCGGGAGAGGGGCCAGCGGUGGAGGGCGGGGGGCUGGCGGCAGGCGAGGAGGCCCCCAAGAAGAAGCACCGGAGGAAUCGCACCACCUUCACCACCUACCAGCUGCACCAGCUGGAGCGGGCGUUCGAGGCCUCCCACUACCCAGACGUGUACAGCCGCGAGGAGCUGGCGGCCAAGGUGCACCUGCCCGAGGUGCGCGUGCAGGUGUGGUUCCAGAACCGCCGGGCCAAGUGGCGCCGCCAGGAGCGUCUAGAGUCAGGCUUGGGGCCUGUGGCGGCCCCAAGGCUACCCGAGGCCCCGGCACUGCCUUUUGCUCGUUCCCCAGCCGUGCCGCUGCCCCUGGAGCCCUGGCUGGGCCCCGCGCCCCCGGCUGUGCCAGGCCUGCCCCGCCUGCUGGGCCCCAGCCCUGGGCUGCAGGCGUCCUUCGGGCCCCACGCCUUCGGCCCCACCUUCCCGGAUGGCUUCACGCUGGAGGAGGCGUCCCUGCGGCUGCUGGCCAAAGAGCACGCACAGGCUCUGGACAGGGCCUGGCCACCCACCUGA
Lemur catta (Ring-tailed lemur) is the source of this 555-nucleotide messenger RNA. It is a transcript of the gene RAX2, whose product is annotated as retina and anterior neural fold homeobox 2. Bases 1 to 555 code for a protein of 184 amino acids. Gene Ontology annotation, molecular function: DNA-binding transcription factor activity, RNA polymerase II-specific; RNA polymerase II cis-regulatory region sequence-specific DNA binding. Lineage: Eukaryota; Metazoa; Chordata; Mammalia; Primates; Lemuridae. The record is from RefSeq and is a predicted model, not a curated record. Gene Ontology annotation, biological process: positive regulation of transcription by RNA polymerase II. The transcript has 2 exons.